Molecule: messenger RNA, 943 nt
Organism: Papaver somniferum (opium poppy)
Lineage: Eukaryota; Viridiplantae; Streptophyta; Magnoliopsida; Ranunculales; Papaveraceae
Product: monothiol glutaredoxin-S6-like
Exons: 4
Coding region: 368-784 (138 amino acids)
Biological process (GO): cellular response to oxidative stress
Cellular component (GO): cytoplasm
Molecular function (GO): glutathione disulfide oxidoreductase activity
Source: RefSeq, a predicted model, not a curated record
GAAUUUUUGCAAGAUGAUACACAUGCCUUGGUUUCCUGGGAAUGUGAUUCCUGUGUUUCCUUGCCAAAAAAUUUCAUCAAGCCCUUGUCAUUGUCAAAGUUCAUGCGAUGUGGAUAGCCAGAAGUUCCACUUCCACCAAUUCACAGUUGCACUCAAAAGGUUUUAAACGGCAGUCUGUAAGAAAAGCUUAACACCGUUAGGCUCUAACCAAUCAGUAGAGUGGGUGUGAACGGCAAGUGGGUUAACAAAAUUAAACCUUCAUUCUCCAAAACUUAAUCAUUCAGUACUUUUCAGACAAAUUCCACAGUACCCGGUAAUCCGAAACCACACUGGCACUGCCUUCUCUUUUUCUCCGAGACAAAAGAAAAUGGCGACGGCGAAGAGAUUAGGUCGUGAUCAUGGUCCUUUUCUCCUUAUUCUGAUGCUGAUAUAUUUAUUUACUUCUGAAGUAAAUCAAACCCUGGCUUUCAACUCUCCUUCUGCCUUUGUUCAGAACGUUAUCUAUUCUAACAGGAUCGCCAUCUUCUCCAAAUCCUAUUGCCCGUAUUCAAUACGUGCUAAGCACAUGUUCAGCGAGUUACAUGAAAAACCUUUCGUUGUGGAGCUUGAUCUUCGAGAUGAUGGAGCAGAAAUCCAGAAUGUUCUUCUCGAUCUAGUGGGUAAGCGCACGGUACCACAAGUUUUUAUCAACGGCAAGCAUAUUGGUGGUUCAGAUGAUACCAGAGCUGCACUUCAUAAUGGUGAACUGCAGAAACUUCUUGACGUAGAGAUGAUGAAAUAUUAGCAUAACCAUCUCAGGAAAGCUACAAGUUUUGUUGAAUUUGUUUUGAAGGGCCAAAUGUAAUUUCGCAAUAUGGGACCAGACAAAAUGUUCAUUAACAUUAUUAAAUCUAUAACGAUAUUACUUUGAUGAAUGUUCAUUUUACCCCUUUUGAAUCUGUCA